Molecule: messenger RNA, 4158 nt
Organism: Alternaria burnsii
Lineage: Eukaryota; Fungi; Ascomycota; Dothideomycetes; Pleosporales; Pleosporaceae
Product: gpi ethanolamine phosphate transferase 3
Exons: 5
Coding region: 1-4158 (1385 amino acids)
Biological process (GO): GPI anchor biosynthetic process
Cellular component (GO): endoplasmic reticulum membrane
Molecular function (GO): mannose-ethanolamine phosphotransferase activity
Source: RefSeq, a predicted model, not a curated record
AUGGAGAACGAGGUCUUUACGCCGCUGUCCGACAUCACCGGCCAGAGUAGCGCACGCAAAGCUGUCAAGUUUGCGGCCGAUACGCCAGAGCCACGGGAGACAGUGCGAGCUCCCCGGAGACAGGUUCACGACCCCGACAAAGCAAAGAAGGUUGGACAGGUGCACUUCAAAGCGCAGCAUGGCAUCAUCAUCGCCUUCUUUACCUUUAUACUAAUUCUUCACGUCCUCGGUAUCUACCUUUUCACCAGCGGCUUCCUCCUUACGCGAUUGGUCCUCGACCACAAGUCAGAAUGCGCCCUGCCCCCAAUCGACUCUGCCAACGCGUACACAGCGGGCGAUGCUGAAAAGGGGUGCUGGCACCCCAAGACGUUCAACAAAGCCGUCGUCAUCAUCGUUGAUGCGCUACGAUACGAUUUCACUGUCCCCUUUCCAGAGCAGUUCGAGCCCAUCGACCUCGCCGCCGCCGCCGAAAACCCGUCUCAAGCGCCCCCAGUCGCUCCGCGCCAUUUCCACAAUGCAUUCCCGAUACUUUACGAGACGGCAAAGAACCAGCCCCAAAAUGCCUUCCUCCUACCCUUUAUCGCCGACCCGCCGACGGCCACGAUGCAGAGGCUGAAGGGGCUCACAACGGGCACAUUGCCCACCUUCAUCGACGUGGGCAGCAACUUCGCUGGCCAGGAGAUUGAGGAAGACAAUCUGGUCGGACAAAUGAAGAACGCAAGCAAGAGGAUGGUUCAUCUUGGGGACGACACAUGGCACGCUCUCUUCCCCAACUACUUUGAGCCAAACCUCACGCAUGCAUACGAUUCGUUUAAUGUUUGGGACCUACACACUGUUGACAAUGGCGUCACGGAGCACAUUUUCCCACUUCUGAAGGCUGAGAAUGCCACCAAGUGGGAUGUGAUCUUCGGCCACUACCUGGGCGUGGACCAUGCAGGACACCGCUAUGGGCCUGAUCAUCCUGCUAUGACUGCGAAGCUCAACCAGAUGGACGACGUUUUCCGCCGCAUGAUCGAGGAGAUUGACGACGACACACUGCUAGUUGUUAUGGGAGAUCACGGCAUGGAUGGAAAGGGCGACCAUGGAGGAGAGUCGGAUGACGAGAUACAGGCGGCGCUAUGGAUGUACUCGAAGAAGGGUGUGUUUGGGCGCAGCGAUUCUGCUUAUAUCACACCUCCUUCUAACGCAAAGACCCGACCAGUUGGGCAGAUCGAUCUUGUUCCUACUCUGUCGCUUCUCCUCGGCUUGCCGAUACCCUUCAACAACCUCGGAAAGCCCAUCGAAGAAGCAUUCAUUGGCAAGAACGGCGAUGAUUACAAAAACUUGGCGGCCGUCAACCGUCUAACAGCCGCGCAGAUACACAACUACCAGCACGAAUAUGCCAAGGUUCGUGGUAUCGUAGACAGCGCCAGGGCUUCUUCGCUUUCGCUGUGGAAGAACGCAAAUGACGCGUGGAACCUGCUAGGAAAGUCCAAGACCGAUAGCGCCGAGAUGCGCCAGGCAUAUGAGGCUUUCGGUGCUUAUCAGCGCGACACGCUCCGUCUUUGUCGUGAUCUUUGGGCUCGGUUUGACAUUCCCAGGAUGGUCAGUGGUGUCGUGAUCUUGGCCGCAAGUCUGAUUGUAGUCGCUCUUUACGCCAGGAUCCUUCACGGGGACCGUGCAGACGUCACCCCCGUCUUCUUCACCCGAGGUGCCAUUGGCUUGGUCCUUGGAGGUAUCGUCGGUCUUCCUAUUACCAUCUUCAUGCCUGAAGACUCCAGAUCGCAUAUUCUUGUCCUCUCCUCUGCCCUCACCGGGAUCAUCGGCUGCGCCUCAACUUUCUACGCCCUGAGCUACCGUAUGAUGCCCCCAAUGCCAAACAACAUCUGGGGCUGGACGAGCGCCAUCUUCACUCUCGCCCUCUCCGGGGGCUUUGCAGCAAAUUCAUUUACUAUCUGGGAAGAUGAGAUCCUCCUACAUUUCCUAACUACAUUUGGAGUCCUUGCACUCAUCUCUUCUUUCCGUCAGAGGAGAAUCGCAGAUCGAACCCUUGGUGCUUACCACUCCAUCCUUUUCACCGUGUUGCUUAGGAUUGCCAGCUUCUCUCGCCUAUGCCGAGAAGAACAGAUGCCCUACUGCAAAUCCACAUACUACGGCUCUGCUCUCUCAACAACUUCCGCACCCUGGCAACUUGCCAUUCCCGCCACAGCUGCCAUCCUCAUCCCCACAUUCAUCAAGAGCUACUACGACGGCACGAAAUCCUAUCAGCACAACGCCACUCUCUGGAUCGGCCUCGCAUUGCGCUUCGGCUUGAUGCUGUCCGCCGCAUACUGGACACUCGAUGCUGCUGACGACGGCGAGUGGGCGCCCGCUUGGUCAAACAUCAUCGGUAUCACGAAGCGCUUCAUUGCACAGAUUGUGCUAGCAAUUGCUCUCGGAUUUGGCUAUUCCAUCUAUAAUUGGUCGAAACCUCUCCUGAACGUCAUCAUCGAUAAAGAUGGUAGCGGCGUCGACGAAAACGGUCAACCCAAAGAAGCCAUCACCAUUCUUGGUUUCGCAAAUGUACACGGGAGUCGAUACGCACUGUUGAUCACCAUCUGGUAUCUCGCCAUCACUGUGCUCCAAAAGCCAAUGGGCGCUGGCGCAAUCGGAAUACUGGUCUGGCAGCUGUUUUCGCUUUUCGAAAUCAUCGAUACUAACAAUCUCCGUCAAUCUGCCAUUGGCCCUGUCAUCUUGGGUCUGUUGGGUUCCUUCCACUUUUUCAAAACAGGACACCAGGCUACCUUGUCUAGCAUCCAGUGGGAAUCCGCUUUCAUCCCCUUGGCCAAGAUUCGUUACCCUUGGACACCCAUCAUCGUUCUGCUGAAUACAUUUGGUGCCCAGAUCCUGUGCGCCAUUGCUGUCCCAGCGUGCGUGCUUUGGAAGGUCAAGCCGCAGAAGAAGGGCGUUUUGUCCGUCGUCACAAAAGCUGUGGCGACUCACAUUUUGUUUUAUGCGACGACGCAGCUUGCGACGACCAUGUGGGCGGGCCAUUUGAGAAGGCAUUUGAUGCUUUAUAGGAUCUUCUGCCCGAGGUUCAUGGUUGGGGCUGCGGUGCUGCUGACGGUGGAUGUUGUGUCUAUUGUUAUCGCGUUGUGGGGGACUAGGAUGAUUCUUGUCUUGAUGCACGUCGUUUACAUCCAUGACUGCUUGAUCUCCAUCUCUCUUCCACCACACUUCGAAAGUAUUGCAGAGCAGGAUAUCACUGCCGAACAGCAUACGAGAAUAUUCACGAGCAACCCUCGAGAGUCUACUUACCCAGUAUUGGUCGACACUCUCGGCCAUCCCACGAAAGCAUUUAUAGACGCCACCAUGCCAUCUUCUCAGCAUCAACGUGUGGAAGAGAAAGUAUUUAGUGUUCUCGGAAAAGAAGAUCUCAUCGACGACUCGACCGGCGUUAUUCCGAUGAGAGGGCUAAAGACCGAACUUAGCCUUAAAGAUCGUUUUGCGAGGCGACUUUCGAAGAUGUUGGGCGCGGAAACGUAUAUACAACAGGCAGAAAACGACAACACGAUGGAUAUCUAUCUUACGCGCAGCCGACUAGCAAAUCGAGUACGGGACGACAAACUCCGCAAGUUCUUCCGAGCCAUGGAAGCUGCAUUCGCAUCGAUUGCGAAAAACGCUGAUGGUCCGCAGCAUGUACUCCAAAUUGCGUGCGACGAACUUUGGGACGUGGUUCUAAUCUUCAACCGCAGCAAGAUCGAAACUAUCAUUCAAAGGCUGCAGAAGACCUUGGAUGAUUACCAGGAAACAUUCAACGACCUCGUGACGAGGAUGUUUGGCAUCGAUGAUUACGAAUACAAAGACCGGCUAUUGGAUCGUGAGCUUGGCGAUCGUAUCAUCUUACUCUCGCAACGAGUUAAGAGCUAUGAUCGUUCGAUGAAGGAAUUAAAUGCGCUUGUACACCUUGCAUCAGAAACGACAAGAGUGCUUUUGCAUCUGCAGGAACGGUUGAGGUCCAUUCUCGAGAAGACACUCUUUGCCGAUAAGUUGUACGAGCUUAUCUGCGCAUUGGGGUUUCCCGAGCGAGUGCACAGUACUAUGGUGAGGUCAGCUAAAGCCUCACAAUCAUUCAAGAACGUCAAGUUCCAUUUGAGACCCAGCUCUCCUGGCAAGACUGUCUCCUUCGCGGUCCAAUAG